Leucoraja erinaceus (little skate) is the source of this 3925-nucleotide messenger RNA. RefSeq names its product nardilysin-like. Gene Ontology annotation, biological process: proteolysis. Gene Ontology annotation, molecular function: metal ion binding; metalloendopeptidase activity. NCBI's taxonomy places the organism in Eukaryota, Metazoa, Chordata, Chondrichthyes, Rajiformes, Rajidae. The transcript has 31 exons. The record is from RefSeq and is a predicted model, not a curated record.
GGGGUCAGCAAGCGCCCUCUCCAGCUAGAGAUCCCCAUCCACGCCACAUCCCAUUCCCUGCACACUCGGCAUUUAUCUGUUCACCGCAGCGGAGCUGAUUCGAUUGUUUAAAGGGCCUUUUGCAGUAUUUACGCCGCUUGCAGGUUUGGUUGGGCGGGGAGUUGCAGCGGGUGGCAGCGGGCCGCGGCGAGCGCAUCCACCAUCUCUCGCCGGGUUGGCUGGCGCGGCCUGGCAAUGCCUGUCAGGAAUAAAUCCAAAACGGCCGCCAGGGAUUCGGGCCAGAAGGUGGAUCAUGGAUCGGAGGAGGAAGAGGAUUCUAAACCCAACAAUAACCGAGGCGAUCCGGACAUUGUCAAAUCUCCCAGUGACCCUAAAGAGUACAGAUAUAUCAAACUAGGAAAUGGUUUAAAUGUACUCUUAAUCUCGGAUAUGUCCAUUGGUAAGUCUGAAGUGGAAAUGCAGGUUGAGGAAGAGGAAAGUGAGAGUGAUGAUGAUGAUGAUUCUGAGAGUAUGUCGAAUGAUGAUUCCAAUGAAUAUUCAUCUGAUGAUUAUGAAGACGAUGAUGAUUCACAGCGCUAUUGCAGUGGGAAAAAGAGAUCAGAAAAGCAGUCAGCAGCUGCCCUUUGUGUGGGGAUUGGAAGUUUUAGCGAUCCUGAUGACCUUCCAGGAUUGGCACACUUUUUGGAACACAUGGUCUUUAUGGGGAGUGAAAAAUAUCCCGAUGAAAAUGGUUUUGAUGCCUUCCUGAAAAAACAUGGUGGUAGUGAUAAUGCAUCAACUGAUUGUGAACGCACUGUAUUUCAGUUUGACAUCCAGAGAAAGUACUUCAAGGCUGCCCUUGAAAGAUGGGCACAAUUCUUCAUUGGCCCCUUAAUGAUCCAAGAUACCAUUGAUCGGGAAGUGGAGGCUGUGGACAGGAAAUUCAUUGCUUAUUAUUUUGGAUCCUACAAUAGUGAUUGACUAUUAAUGGAAGUACUUGCUAGACCUGGCCAUCCUAUGGGAAAAUUCUUUUGGGGAAAUUCUCAGACUCUGAAGCAUACACCAAAAGAGAAGAACAUUGAUACCUAUGCUAGACUUAAAGAGUUUUGGAAGCGCCAUUAUUCUGCUCCCCCGGCGACUCUACCCCUGGCUGCGAGGCAAACCUUGGAUACCUUAGAAGCAUGGGUGAAAGAAAUAUUUUCUCAAAUACCAAACAAUGGUUUACCCAAACCAGAUUUUUCCGAUGUCAGGGAUCCCUUUGAUACACCUGCUUUUAAUAAACUUUAUAGAGUUAUCCCUGUGAAGAAUGUUCACUCUCUGAAUAUAACUUGGGCACUUCCACCUCAGAAGCAGUAUUACAGGACAAAGCCACUCCAUUAUAUAUCAUGGCUAAUAGGACAUGAAGGUAAAGGCAGUAUCCUGUCCCUGCUUCGCUCAAAGUAUUUAGCUCUUGCCUUAUUUGGAGGAAAUGGCGAAACUGGAUUUGAACAAAAUUCAACAUAUUCUGUGUUCAACAUCUCAAUUACAUUAACUGAUGAUGGCUAUCGGCAGUUCUAUGAGGUUGCACAUAUUGUGUUUCAGUAUAUGAAAAUGCUACAAAACCUUGGCCCUCAGGAGAGAAUUUAUAAAGAGAUUCAGAAGAUUGAAGAUAAUGAAUUCCAUUACCUGGAACAGACUGAUCCCAUUGAUUUUGUUGAAAAUGUUUGUGAAAAUAUGCAGCUUUUUAAAAAAGAAGAUUUUCUCACUGGAGACCAAUUGCUGUUUGAGUACAAGCCAGAGGUUAUUGCUGCUGCUUUAAACCAACUGACCCCACAGAAUGCAAAUUUGAUUCUCCUUUCUCCCAACAAUGAAGGAAAAUGUCAUCAAACAGAGCGGUGGUUUGGGACGUUGUAUGACGUUGAAGAUAUUGACAAAGAUUGGACUAAAACGUGGGCAGGUGACUUCGAAUUGAAUCCUGUCCUUCAUCUGCCAGAAAAGAAUAAAUACAUAGCAACUGAUUUUACACUAAAGAGCUCUGACUGCAAUGAUACUAUAUAUCCUGCGAAAAUUGUAAAUAAUCCGUGUGGAUGCUUGUGGUACAAAAAAGAUACUAAGUUUGAAAUUCCUAAAGGUUACACCCGCUUCCAUUUGAUAUCGCCUAACAUUCAUAAGUCUUCAGAAAACUUGGUGCUGUUUGACUUAUUUGUCAACAUAGUGGCUCACAACUUAGCUGAACCUGCAUAUGAAGCCGAUGUUGCUCAGUUGGAGUAUAAACUAGUGGCUGAAGAGCAUGGAUUGGUCAUCAAAGUAAAAGGAUUUAACCACAAACUUGAGCUUCUGUUUCAACUCAUAGUUGAUCAUCUGACUGACUUUGCAACCACUCCAGAUGUGUUUGGAAUGAUUGUGGAACAAUUAAAAAAAAGUUACUUCAAUGUUCUAAUCAAACCUGAAAAACUGGGAAAAGAUAUACGUCUUUUGAUUCUGGAACACGAACGGUGGUCUUUGACACAGAAGUACCAGACCUUGAUGAAAGAUGGAAUCACAAUCGAAGCAUUGAUGUCAUUUGUGAAGAACUUAAAAUGCAACCUUUUUGUAGAAGGAUUAGUGCAAGGAAAUUUCACAAGCAAAGAAUCUGUUGAAUUUCAAAAUUAUAUUGUGAAGAAGCUGCAGUGUAAGCCACUGGUGAGGCACGUACCUGUCCAGUUCAGGGUUGUGGAAUUACCUCAGAAGCAUCAUAUAUGCAAAAUUAAGUCCUUAAACAAAAAUGAUCCCAAUUCUGAGGUCACUGUUUACUAUCAGUCAGGUUGUUGCAAAGUAAAAGAAAAUGCCCUCUUGGAACUACUUGUUAUGCACAUGGAAGAACCUUGCUUUGAUUAUCUGAGGACGAAAGAAACACUUGGGUACCAUGUGUAUCCUACCUGCCGAAAUACUUCCGGAGUCUUGGGAUUCUCUAUCACAGUGGAAACACAGGCAACAAAAUUUAGUACCGAAGUUGUAGACAUGAAAAUAGAAGAAUUUCUGAGCAGUUUUCAUAAAAAACUAACAUCAAUGACUCAAGAUUCCUUCAAUACUCAGGUAACUGCAUUGAUUAAGCUUAAGCUUUGUGAAGACACACAUCUAGGAGAAGAAGUGGACAGAAACUGGGAUGAAAUUUUUACACAGCAAUACCUGUUUGACAGGCUUACCCAUGAGAUUCAAGCCCUUAAAUCAUUCACCAAAGCAGAUUUGGUAGCUUGGUUCGCAGGGCACCAGGGGCAGAAGAGUAAAAAACUUAGUAUUCAUGUGAUUGGAUCUGGGCAACACGAACUGGAUCAGGUCACUGAUAGCUCCAAAUAUGAAUAUCAGUCUGCGUGUGGGGAAGAACUCUGGAUUUCCUUUGUAGCCGUCUCUCCGCUGAUGAAAACUGCAAUUCCCAUUAACAACAUCUCUGCUUUCACAUCAAAUCUAAAGCUUUAUCCCUACCAUAAAGUUUUGAAAUGACAUCUGUCAGUUGGAAAUGACCCACAAUAACAUAUAGUGUGUUGCUAAGAAUGUGCAUUUACAUGUAAAAUGAAAUCCUGAUUAAUGCUUCUGCUUUUAAAAAAAAGGCAUUCCACCAUAAGUGUGCUAAUAUAACUAUCUGAGAGUGUAUUUUAAGAUUUGUGCUUUUAUUGAUCAUCCAAUAAUGAUGUAGUUGCAUCAGAAUUCAUUGAGCCACAAAUAUCGGUAAAUAUUUAAAUUAUAUUGCACUUUGGUUUGCCAUUACUUCACUUUUUGGGGAAAAUGUCACCAGUUUGGCAAUGGAUUAUUUUGAGAGGAGGUAAAACAAAAUCUCCAUGUACAAACCUGCCUAUUUAGAACAUACCAGUUCUGCAAGAGAAGUAAUCACUAGGUUGUUGAGCCAUGGUUAAAUCUCCAAUUGACUGGUGUUCUUAAUAAAUAAAUUGAUAUUUGUGCAAAGAAUAAAAAAAACUAAUCCUUAAUUAAA